GCGUUUCAAGUCCUCCGUUUCCUAGAAAUACACCUGCUUUUGUUCAACCAAUAGGCUCUCUGACGCGGUUACAUCUCAAGUACAUAAAAGGGUUAAAGGUAAAUUAUUGAAUUUACUUUCAAAGUAAGACGCAUCUUCAAAAAUCAUGGUGACCCGCCGUUCACUUACAAUUGACACUGGGAACGCGACCAAGACGACAUACGUGGUCGGAACAGAGUUGACGGUGAAUUUAAACAGGUGUGCCCCACCACAGUCCAGAUUCUUCUCCAUAAAAUGCUCCCCAAACGUUCAUUACAAGGUCACGCCCCCGACCAAGGACAGGAACACCUCGCCGUACCCCCUCACCCCAAACUCUAUCCUCCUCAUCACCAUGGACACAGUCAGUGAGACUGCGUUUGACAGCAAGUUAUCUGUUAGGUACUAUGGUGAGAAAACGGAGGCUCUUGAGGACGCUUUGCUGCAUCUAACAGCUGUCGAGAUAUCUCUGGACGUAGAUGCCGACCGAGAUGGCGUUGUUGAGAAAAACAAUCCGAACAAGGCAUCCUGGAAAUGGGGUCCUAAUGGCCACGGUGCAGUUUUGCUGGUAAACUGUGACUCCGAGACCUCAUACAAAAAGAAAGUGGACAGUGAGAAGGAUGAUAUCAGUAAAGUUUCGGAUUUGCAGGACAUGUCCAAGAUGAUCUUGCGCACCAACGGGCCGUCUAAACUUCCUGAAGGCUAUAAACUGAGCAUGCACAUCUCGCAGACCACUUCAGAGAGCGUGAGAAUCUUUAGACCUCGGACAAAUGUGCCGAAAGACAACGUGUGGAAGCACAAACUCCUGAAGUUGUUCAUGAAAGAUUAUCUAAUGGUGGUUGGAACAGAUAAGCUGACACAGGAAGUGCCCUAUCAGGGAGGAAAUACUGAACUGAUGUUCUAUGUAGAAGGCCUUCGCUUCCCUGAUAAAGACUUUGAUGGGCUCAUCACCAUCAACCUUAGUCUACUAGAGCCCAGUGGCAAGGAUUUGCCUGAAACGCCCAUCUUUACUGAUAAAGUCCUAUUUCAUGUCUCACCCUGGAUCAUGACCCCUAACACCCUCAAACCUGUGGAGGUCUAUGUGUGCAGCACAACGGAUAACAUCUCAUUCCUGAAGAGCAUAAGGAACCUGGUGGAGAAGAAUGGCUACAAACUUAAAAUAUGUCACGAGUACAUGAACCGAGGUGACCGCUGGAUGCAGGAUGAGCUUGAGUUUGGUUACAUCGACUCUCCCCAUCAUGGUUUUCCUGUUGUACUGGAUUCUCCUCGUGAUGGAAAUCUUCAGGACUUCCCCUAUGAGUCCCUUCUGGGGCCAGACUUUGGAUAUGUGACCCGGAACGCUUUGAAUGAGGAGGUGAACAGUCUGGACUCCUUUGGUAACCUGGAGGUCAGUCCACCAGUCACAGUGAAUGGGAAAAGUUACCCACUUGGCAGGAUCAUCAUUGGUGUGGCAUUCCCUACUGCAAAAGAUGGCCGCAACAUGACCCAAGUCGUCCAGGAAUUCCUGUGGGCACAGAAGGUUCAAGAGCCAAUUGCGCUCUUCUCUGAUUGGCUAAUUGUGGGUCAUGUGGACGAGUUCAUGACCUUCGUCCCAGCCCCUGACCGAAAGAAAUUCCGGUUGCUCCUGGCCAGCCCGGAUGCCGCAUAUAAAGUUUUCAAAAGCUUACAAAACACGGGACACGAAAAAGCGGAAAUGUUUCCAGGGAUGCCAGAGGCCAUUACGGUUAAUGCCAUCCUGAGUGACAAAAAGCUACAGGCUGAAAACCGAUACGUGCAGAACUGCAUUGACUGGAACAGGGACGUGCUGAAGAAAGAACUGGGGUUGGAUGAUGAGGACAUCAUCGAUUUGCCCAUCCUGUUUAAACUGCAAGAAGACGAUAAAACAAGCCCAAGGGCCGUGGCUUACUAUCCCGACAUGGUGAACAUGAUCGUGUUGGGGAACCAGCUGGGCAUCCCAAAACCUUUCGGGCCCCAGGUGAAGGGCCGGUGUGCUCUGGAGACAGAGAUGUGUUCUCUUAUGGAGCCUCUAGGCCUCAAAUGUACCUUCAUUGAUGACUUUGCCCCAUACCACAAACUGAUGGGGGAAGUUCACUGCGGUUCCAAUGUUCUUCGAGAACCAUCCCCUUUCAGAUGGUGGAACCUCGAGCUGUGAGAGAGAGGGAGAGGGAGACUAGGAUGAAUAGAGACCUGUCAAGUGCCUACUAUGUCUAAAGCAGGAUAAAUGGGUGUUUUAACAAGUUCAUUCUAGCAAUAAAUAAAUAGCCUUGUCGUUCAAGCAAAAUGGAAUAAUUCAUCUAAAAAUGUAAACUCUGUCAUCAUUUACUCACCCUCAUGUCAUUCAAGCUGCUCCUUUUGGCAAGCUACCCCACAAAUCAUUCCUGUCACUAUGUACAUGUUCUGAGAUUGUAUAACAGCUUUCUGUAAGGAAUUACAUAUGUGAGCAGAUUAUGACAAUUUUGUGAUCUAUAAUAUCUUUUUAAUAAUUUUCCUCUGGCAACCAGGCCUUGUUUUAGCAGUACAGCUAUUCCUGGGCUGCUUCUGUAUUUCUAAAAUACAAAAAAUAAGGGCUUACAAUUUGGAAUCAUUCUGGAGUGGUUCAAAUGAAAGUUAACCACUUAUGGCAUUAUGAUGCAUUAAUGUUCACUGUGUUGCCUCUUACUAAUAAUGGCUGAGAAAUGUAUUCUAUAUUUGGUGAUUUGCUGUCUUGGAUGAUUUUUCCAAAUAAUGUACUUUUAAAGCAAUAAAUAAACAUUUCAUGAACAACUUUGAUCUUUAUUAAACAUGAUUUCUCUGGUUUCAUUACAAAAAGGAGAAAAGGUCUUAUUUACAGUAAAACAUUUCAUUAAAGUAGCAUAAUAAGCACUUGUAAAAGAACACAAUCACUUGCAGAAAGCAGUCGGUGUUUGUUUGGAAUGAGUUUGUGCUUAAUGUCUGGAGCAUGUGCAAAUGCAUUAUGUACAGUUCGACCAAUCAGCAGAGACUUAGGCUCUAACACAGCUUUAAGUGUGGAUUCAGCUAAUCCAAAAAUAGUUUUCUCUUCUCCAUGUACAGUUUUGUAAGUAUCACCCCUGAAAGGACACCACUAUUAAUGUAAAAAUCCGUAAAAAAAAAAAAUUCUACUGCACCCUUUCAAAUGAAAAGUGAACUGGGAUGUUAGUCGUAGAGUAGAUUAGAGUAUUAGAGUAGAUAUUUUGCCAGUGACUGAUGUUUUUAAUGUCACAGCUUGGUAUUGUUAUAAUUCAUCACAUUUACAGCUCAUGUAAUUG
Pimephales promelas (fathead minnow) is the source of this 3281-nucleotide messenger RNA. It is a transcript of the gene padi2, whose product is annotated as peptidyl arginine deiminase, type II. Gene Ontology annotation, cellular component: cytoplasm; nucleus. The record is from RefSeq and is a predicted model, not a curated record. Gene Ontology annotation, molecular function: calcium ion binding; protein-arginine deiminase activity. Lineage: Eukaryota; Metazoa; Chordata; Actinopteri; Cypriniformes; Leuciscidae.